This is a messenger RNA of Vicia faba (fava bean), 534 nucleotides long. NCBI's taxonomy places the organism in Eukaryota, Viridiplantae, Streptophyta, Magnoliopsida, Fabales, Fabaceae. The record is from the annotation of a GenBank genome assembly.
AUGAAUUUCUCUUUCUCUCGAUUCGUCUUCUCAUUUUUCUCCGGCGAACACAGUGCCAUCGAAACACCACCGCCUUCUUCCGCUACGACGCCAGCGGUUCUCAAUCUUUCAUCUCCCGGUUUGCAACGCCUCACUCUCAUUUCAAAAUCGCAGAACGGAGACAGUCCAGCGCCGCUUCGAGACUCAGAUACUGUUGAUAUUGUUGCUUCUGAUACCAUUGCUCUGAUGUUGGCUGCACAGCCACUUGGUCUAAAGCUUGGGUUUGAGAUUCCUUGGUUACCAGAAUCAGUUCUAAAUUGUUGUUGUUGUAACCCUGCAUCUAAGCAUGCUACCCAUUUGUUACACUUGAUUGAGGCCCUCCAAACUGCUGUCGUUGCUGAGCAGGUAAGAUUGACUGUUGAGACAUUGGUGUUUGACGCAGGUUCAGAGAUGUCCAUAUUUAGAUGCCUUUUGAAAUCUGAUGCUAUGAAGAGUUUGAAGAACGACAGAGGGCUUAAAGAGUUCACUUGGAUAAGAGGCAUAGUAUCAGGUUAA